AUGACUAGCCGAGACGACAAACUAGCGACGCGCCAGGACACUCCAGUGCCAGUGCCUCGUGCAAACACAGACCCACGAUCUACCGCACAGUCUACAGGAUACACUCACAAAGUCAACGAGCCGACUAGGACGAUGUCAGAAACUCCGGACGUCGAGCUCCCUGUCUGGAUAAGCGAGCAGGCUACAAUGCAGACUCGCUCAGCGCCCACGUGCUAUGGAACUGAACGACAAUUGGAACCAGACGCGCAUACAGAACGCACUUCACACGAGUGCUCUGGACUCACACGCUUAAAUUACACGCGCCCGUGUCUCUCGAUGCUAUCAAAAUAA
Molecule: messenger RNA, 330 nt
Organism: Dicrocoelium dendriticum
Lineage: Eukaryota; Metazoa; Platyhelminthes; Trematoda; Plagiorchiida; Dicrocoeliidae
Source: the annotation of a GenBank genome assembly